UGUCUUGCUUGCGCGUUCACGUGUCGCCCAUCAAACUGUCACAACUUGUUUGAAGACCUUCAACAAAGUCGGUGUAAAAACCACCUAAACGCGGGUACAUCGGCCGUACAGCGAAAAGAUGUGGAAGUCAGUCGUGGGCCACAAUGUGAACAUGAAGGUGGCUUCAGAGGGGGACGACUGGGAGACAGACCCUGACUUCGAGAAUGACGUGUCGGAGCAGGAGCAGAGGUGGGGAGCAAAGACCGUCGAUGGCUCGGGACGGAAGGAGCACAUCAGUAUCGCAGAGCUCAGAACAAAGGUCGCCGUGGAGCACGAGCAGGUGAAGCAGAAGGACCACACUCCCAAAGCGUCAUACGGAUAUGGAGGGAAGUUUGGAGUGGAGAAGGACCGAAUGGACAAGGUGGCUUUGGGGCACGACUACGUGGCACAAGUUGAGCAGCACUCUUCCCAGAAAGAUGCAGCACAAGGGUUCGGAGGGAAGUUUGGUGUUCAGAAAGAUCGAGUUGAUAAGUCUGCCAUGGGUUUCGAAUACAAAGGAGAGGUGCAGCAACAUGUGUCUCAAAAAGAUUACUCAAAGGGAUUCGGAGGAAAGUACGGGGUGGAGAAGGAAAAAGUGGACAAGGCGGCUUUGGGGUACGACUAUAAAGGCCAGACAGAGAAGCACCAGUCACAAAAAGACUACUCGAAGGGAUUUGGAGGGAAGUACGGGGUGGAGAAGGAGAAGGUGGACAAAGCUGCUCUGGGGUACGACUAUAAAGGAGAAACAGAGAAGCACCAGUCACAGAAAGAUUACUCAAAGGGAUUUGGAGGGAAGUUUGGUGUCGAGAAGGAGAAAGUGGAUAAAGCCGCUUUGGGCUACGAUUAUAAGGGCGAGACAGAGAAACAUCAGUCACAAAAAGAUUAUUCAGCAGGUUUUGGAGGUAGUUAUGGAGUACAGGCAGACCGCAUGGAUAAGAGUGCAGCUGGCUUCUCAGACAUGGACUCUCCAACCUCUGCUUAUGAAAAGACACAACCAUUAGAGGCCUCAAGUGCAGGUGCAGGAAAGCUGAAGGCGCGUUUUGAGAACAUGGCCAAGGCUUCGGAUGAGGAGAACAGGAAGAAAGCAGAAGAGGAGAAAGCCAGGAGACAAGCCAGAGAGAGCAGAGAGCGCGAGCUAGCCAAACGCAGACAGGAGGAGGAGAGCAGAAGAGAGGAGGAAAUUCCACCACCUGUUCCAGAUGUGGCUCCAGAGUACGACAUGCCACCGCCAGAAAUCCCCCAGCACAUGGCAGAUAUGAAAGAAACACCUGAACCAGAACCAGAGCCGGAGGAGGAACCAGAGUACGAAGAGCCCCCGGCUUUGCCUCCACGCUCGGACGAUUUCCUCGAACCGGAUGUUCCCGCGCUGCCUUCCAGGUCAGCAGACGUGGACUAUGCAGAAGACGAUGGAGACUAUGAGGAACUUGCUGAGCCGCCUCCUCCAGUGCUGACAGCUACAGACAACGACUAUGAAGACCUGACAUGUGGCCAGAGGGCAGUGGCAAUUUAUGACUAUGAAGGAGAGGCUGACGAUGAGAUCUCCUUCAACCCGGACGACAUCAUCACCAACAUAGAGAUGAUUGACGAGGGCUGGUGGAAGGGACAGUGUCACGGACGCAUUGGUCUUUUCCCGGCUGCUUACGUUCAGCUGAUGCAGUGAGCGACACGUAGGGAGUUUCUGCACAAGCUUCACUUUUGCACAGUCUCAGGUUUCUUAGGUCGUUCAACGGAAGAAAAUUAUGUAUUUAUAGAAUGCAUCACAGAAAAUUUGUGCAAAAACGGCUUCUGGUCAACUGAUUUCUGUACUUUUACUGUGUAAUAUCUCACUUCGGGUCUGUGGCAAUGAGUAUCUGAGGGUAGUGUGAACACCAAACCCAUAUUAGUGGCAAGAAGUGACAUCUUGUAUCUGCAAUGAACUGAUUGGAGUCAAUAAAACAUUCUACACGCCA
Chelmon rostratus (copperband butterflyfish) is the source of this 1967-nucleotide messenger RNA. RefSeq names its product hematopoietic cell-specific Lyn substrate 1 (gene hcls1). Gene Ontology annotation, molecular function: actin filament binding. Gene Ontology annotation, cellular component: actin filament; cortical actin cytoskeleton; site of polarized growth. The transcript is spliced from 16 exons. Bases 119 to 1678 code for a protein of 519 amino acids. Gene Ontology annotation, biological process: regulation of actin filament polymerization. The record is from RefSeq and is a predicted model, not a curated record. NCBI's taxonomy places the organism in Eukaryota, Metazoa, Chordata, Actinopteri, Chaetodontiformes, Chaetodontidae.